CCCUGAAGCACAGUCAAAUUCAAAAAAAGAAUAAUAUUUAAAAUGAACCAUCAAGAGAAAAUUGACUCACUGAUUCACCAGCUACAAAAAGUGUCAGAAUCCAGUACCGAAGCACGCUCCGCAACCAUCGACGCCGUGCGCAGGCUGGAGCAUGAUAUCGAAACCGAGGAGUUCUUCAACUUCCGUCUCCAAAGAUUAGGUCUAUUGCUUCCCGUGACAAAAAUUGCCCAGGAUCUCAAACUUUACACUAUCCUGGUAGAAAACAAGGCCCCUCUCAUCGUCGCAGACAUUGCAACCAAAGUCAAUGCAGCACCACUCUUGAUUCGUCGCAUUCUUCGGUAUCUUGCGUCUGAGUACCAGAUCACAGAAACAGAUGUCGACACUUUUACUGCCAACCACAUCACUCGGAUUCUGGCAGACCCUCUGUAUGGCGGCGUUACGCGCCAUACAUUUAGCAACGUUGGUCCAGGACUGAAUGCACUACCUGAUUUCCUGAAAGAAACAAAGUACCAAGAUAUUGACGAUGCAUUACAUACUCCGGCCCAAAAGGCCUUCAAUACGCCGCUGCAUAUGUUUCAAUAUCUGCCCUCGAUCCCAGAGCGCUGGGAGCCCCUUCAGCAAACCAUGGCUGCCAUUGUGAGAAGAGUGCCGUGGUUUACAGUGUUUCCUUUUAAACAAGAACUCGCUUCUUUCCAAGGCGAGACCACCUUUGUGGAUAUCGGCUGUGGUUCAGGACACCAGUCCAGAGAGUUGCUUGGCGCAUUCCCGGAACUUUAUGGCAAGAUUAUCGGCGAAGAUCUUCAACAAGCUCUUGCCCAUGCUGCACCGUUCGACGGGGUCCAAAUACAGGCAUAUGACUUUUUCACUCCGCAGCCUGUUAAAAACGCCAAAUUCUAUUAUAUGCGUCACAUCUUACAUGACUGGCCGGAGCCGAAAGCGCUUGCUAUUCUGGCCAAUAUCAAGGCUGCUAUGGGUUCUGAAUCCCAGCUGCUAAUUGACGAAGUUGUCAUACCAAAUAUGGGCGCCCAUGUGCACAGCACCUUGUUGGACCUGAUUAUGAUGGCGUCGCUGGCUGCUCUAGAGCGAACGGCGGAUGACUGGAAAAGGCUACUUGGCAAAGCGGGAUUCAAAAUCCUGCGUAUCGAUACGUACUUGCCGCGAGUCCAAGCAUCCAUUAUCCAGGCUGUUCCUAAGUGAAGGGGAUAGGCAGGCAUCAUGGCUCGAAAGUAACUACAUAGUAGAAUUGAUAAGGUCUGAAACCAGUCAGUGCCGGCUAAAAAUACUAACAGAACCGCAUGCGCUGGUGAGUAGACGCUAAACCACUUCAUUGUCGCCUAUAUCAAAUCGGAGACUUUAUGAAUUUUUAAAAGUGUUCAUGACGUCGAGAUACGGGCCGGAAUGUAUAUUGCGGAUGCUGCCACUUGCUGAUGAUGGAGAGGGAUUACCAUUACAACUGGAGCAGGAGCUCAAAUGGAGGUCAACUUCCUCGUGUCUUUCUGCCGCGCUAUAUGACGAGACUUACUCAGUAGCGACACUGUUGACCUGACC
This is a messenger RNA of [Torrubiella] hemipterigena, 1548 nucleotides long. The record is from the annotation of a GenBank genome assembly. Lineage: Eukaryota; Fungi; Ascomycota; Sordariomycetes; Hypocreales; Clavicipitaceae.